Molecule: messenger RNA, 801 nt
Organism: Impatiens glandulifera
Lineage: Eukaryota; Viridiplantae; Streptophyta; Magnoliopsida; Ericales; Balsaminaceae
Exons: 3
Coding region: 1-801 (266 amino acids)
Source: RefSeq, a predicted model, not a curated record
AUGCAGUUCUUGAGUGCUCCAAGUUCUGCUUCUUUCUCAACGAGGAGGCUCACUUUUCUAUCUCUCAUCUUCUUCUUCUUCUUCUUCCUUCCUCAGUUAUUCGGCACUUCUUUCUCUCAUCUCCACCAGGGGAAGACGCUUUCGUUCGGUGAAGAAGAAGAAGAAGAAGAAGAGCUGCAGAAGCGGAUUCCGGCUGAAACUCCUGCACUUCCGUCCGACGAUCUACUUUGCUGUUGUUCAGGUCGGUCUCAAGAAAUGGGGGAAGAAUCGAGUAACAUUGGUGGUGGUGGUGGUGACUAUCCGCGGAAUGAAAUGAACUUUUUAUAUAUAAAGGAAAUAUCUAAAGAAAAGUUCAUCGCCGAGAUUAGAAGAUUUAUGGAACCGGAAACAUCCGGAUUACCCAUGGGAACGUAUUCACAUGUUACUAAUGCGAUCCACACUUACUAUGGUAUCGCAGUGACGGAUACAAAACUCUACUUAUCCAUUCAUGACUACUUUGUUUUUUCGAAAAUGGACAAGGAUGACUACCUGGAUGAUGAAAAACUUUACAGCAAAACUCUCCCAAAACUUGGAAUGUCAAUAUCUGGAUUAAAUGCUGUAGAUUUCAUACAUACUAACAACAAUGCGUUAAGCUGCUGGAUGAACGCCUUGGUAUUUUUGCUAUCCAUUUUUAUAAUAGUUUACAAACCUCGUUUAUCCAUAAAAUGGAUAAACAAGCUCGGCAGAUUGUUGGCUGUAAUGAUGAUGGCUCAAGCUUUGUAUGGGAUUAUUCCGACGUCCGUUUCUUCUCAAGAUUUGUAA